Acipenser ruthenus (sterlet) is the source of this 3153-nucleotide messenger RNA. Its product is annotated as DNA primase small subunit-like. The transcript is spliced from 13 exons. Gene Ontology annotation, biological process: DNA replication, synthesis of primer. The record is from RefSeq and is a predicted model, not a curated record. Lineage: Eukaryota; Metazoa; Chordata; Actinopteri; Acipenseriformes; Acipenseridae. Bases 165 to 1427 code for a protein of 420 amino acids. Gene Ontology annotation, cellular component: alpha DNA polymerase:primase complex.
UUGCUGUCUUCUUUCCCGCGCAGUUCGUAUUGGCGCUGCUAUCAGGAGGUUACUUGUGUAAUUUGUCAGCCGCAUUUCAUUUUCAGGUUUCUUGUCCAACCCGGAAAAUACAUAAUUAUACAAGCUCUGUUUCAUACGGAGUGUAAGCGCGUCGGAGAUAGAAGAUGUCUUACGAGUAUGACCAGGCUAGUUUACCCGAUCUGCUCCCGCUGUAUUAUCGCCGUCUUUUCCCGUUUUCACAGUACUUUCGCUGGCUUAAUUAUGGAGGUGUAACAAAGAAUUAUUUCCAGAACCGCGAGUUUUCCUUCACCCUGAAAGACGACAUCUACGUGCGGUACCAGUGCUUCAACAAUCAGAGCGAACUGGAGAAAGAGAUGCAGAAAAUGAACCCCUACAAGAUCGACAUCGGCGCCGUGUACUCGCACAGGCCGAGUCAACACAACACAGUGAAAUCCGGGACCUUCCAGGCACUGGAGAAAGAGCUGGUCUUUGAUAUCGACAUGACGGAUUACGACGACGUUAGAAACUGCUGCAGCGCUGCCGAGAUCUGUUCCAAAUGCUGGACGCUGAUGACCAUAGCCAUUCGUAUUCUGGACCGAGCGCUGAAAGAGGAUUUUGGCUUCAAGCACCGUCUGUGGGUUUACUCGGGCAGGCGAGGUGUCCAUUGCUGGGUCUGUGACGAAGCAGCCAGAAAACUCACCCAGUCUGCCCGCGCUGCCGUGGUAGAGUAUCUCAGCGCCGUGAAGGGUGGUGAAGAAGCCAUUAAAAAGGUGCAGCUGUCAGACCCCAUACAUCCCUUUAUCAAGGAAUCAUUGAAGGUGUUGCAGCUUUACUUUGAGGACUAUGCCUUGGUCAACCAGGACAUCCUCGGAAGCAAAGAAUCAAUUGACAAGGUCCUGGCUCUACUGCCUGAAGAGGUCAGAGACUUGCUGCAGAACGAUUUCCUGAAAGUCAAAACUGCGGCCCAGCGCUGGGAAUGUUUGAAGAAAAGGGUGCUCCAAAUGCAGGGAGCUCUAAAGAAAGGGAUUUAUGGAGACUGGGACAUCAUGUUUCAGUAUUGCUACCCUCGUCUGGAUACUAACGUCAGCAAAGGCGUUAACCACCUGCUGAAGAGCCCUUUUAGUGUGCACCCCAAAACAGGACGUGUUUCUGUGCCAAUUGAUCUGAAUCUGCUGGACCAGUUCGAUCCCUUUGCAGUGCCCACGAUCAGCUUGAUCUGCCAGGAGCUGGACAAGGCCUUGGAAGGGGAUGAAGAAGCGAAUGACAAAGAGAACGAGGGAGAGCCGGAGCAGAAACGACGCGUCCGAGACUACAAGAAGACAAGCCUGGCAAAGUACGUGAAGGUUUUCGAGCAGUUUGUGGAGAAUAUGGAGCAGUCUUGGAAAGGAGAGCUUCUGAAAAAAAGUGAUCAGCAAAAGGACUUCUAAAUACACAAAUUCAAGGAAACAGAAAGCUGUAAAAGAUGCACUAUAUCAGAAGAAUUCAUUAUGCAGUGGCUUUGUCUUCUACAGCAGUGUUGUGCUGCUGUAGCCAGGAAUCAGAGUUAUAGUACAGAGGUGGUUUCCACCCUGAAGGUUGAGUGUAUCUGAAACUAGUUACACCAGGAUGCCUUGUGUAUUGUGUUUCAUUUAGAUCGCCAAAAAGUGGUUUGUAAAGAACGUUUUCUUCACCACAGAAUAAUAAGAUAUUAUUAUUAUUAUUAUUAUUAUUUGUUUAUUUAGCAGACGCCUUUAUCCAAGGCGACUUACAGAGACUAGGGUGUGUGAACUAUGCAUCAGCUGCAGAGUCACUUACAACUACGUCUCACCCGAAAGACGGAGCACAAGGAGGUUAAGUGACUUGCUCAGGGUCACACAAGGAGUCAGUGGGUGAGGUGGGAUUUGAACCGGGGACCUCCUGGUUGCAAGCCCUUUUCUUUAACCACUGGACCACACAGCCUCCUAUUGCAGAUUCUAGUGUUUCCCAUCUGUGCCAGGUGCUUUGUACAAAUUGAUUUAAUGCAGGGACCCUGUGUUUCAUUUUUAAAUACAAGUUUGUACUCUGUCGCUGGAAAAUAAGUUGUGCACUGCUAUAAUUAAAAGUGUAAUAAAAUUAAUUUUAUACGACAAUAAUAUCUCAUUGUUUCAUUAACACACUGUACAUUUAGGGGCAAGUGGUUUGUUGCGUUUUUAAACUUUUGCAGUGUUGCAUUUGUGAACAGCGACGUCUCUGAAGGUAAAGAGAAUGGCUUGCACAAGCAGCAGUAAUGUGGACUUCCCUGCAGUGUCCCGUCAGCCUCCCGUCAAGCUGGGACACACGUCUCCAUACUGUGUAUCUAUUUCUAUAAUGGCCACAUUUGUGCUGAAAUGUGGGAUUUUUUUUAAAUGUGGAUUACACUACUGUUUACUGAAGGCUGCUUAUUGAGAAACAGAUUUUAUUUUUAAACCCUGGUCUCAGGGCUGACUGACAGGCUUGUGUUUUUAAAGUUUUAUAUUUGUGUUAUUAGGAGGACAUAGCUGCCAGUGACCAAUAGGUGGCACUGUUCAGUAGCCAUGGUUCUUUCCAUCUUCUGAAAAGCAUUGACAGAAGUAGCGGUAUGUUCAGUUUACAAUACAGUAAGCCUCCCUCCAAAAUUAUGAAGCAUGUUUUAAAUUAAAAAUGUUACUCAACUGGCUAUAUAGUUGCCAGUGCAUGCAACUGAAUGAUUGAAUAAUUUGUGGUAUUUAUUAGUUUGUAAACUGUAAUUAUACUAAAAUGUAUUCUAGUAUAAAAGUCUACUUUUCUACAUGCUUCCAUAGUUUAGCUAUUCUGUGUGCUCAGAAAGCAGCCCUUAUUCACCAGCCAGUUUAUACACUUAGCUUUAUGGGAUUGGAAAAACUACUUCUUACUCUGAGGGUAUAACACUGGGCAGCAGUGUGGAGUAGUGGUUAGGACUCCGGGCUCUUGACCGGAGGGUCGUGGGUUCAAUCCCCAGUGGGGGACACUGCUGUUGUACCCUUGAGCAAGGUACUUUACCUAGAUUGCUCCAGUAAAAACCCAAAUGGGUAAUUGUAUGUAAAAAUAAUGUGAAAUAAUGUAUAAUGUGAUAUCUUGUAACAAUUGUAAGUCGCCCUGGGUAAGGGCGUCUGCUAAGAAAUAAAUAAUAAUAAAUUACUGUAUAUGUAUAUAUAAAAA